AUGAAGGGACCCUGCAUCAUUGCCUGGCUCUUCUCAUGCCUGGGAUGGUGGAGACUCGCCCAGCCGGAGACAGACGCAUCUCAGUGCCAGAGAGCAGAGCAUCCGGUCAUUUCCUAUAAAGAAAUUGGCCCCUGGUUGCAGGAGUUCAGAGCGAAGAAUGCUGUGGAUUUCUCGCAGUUAACAUUUGACCCAGGACAGAAAGAACUUCUUGUAGGAGCAAGAAACUACCUCUUCAGAUUACAGCUUGAGGAUUUGUCUCUGAUCCAGGCUGUGGAGUGGGAGUGUGAUGAAGCAACCAAGAAGGCCUGUUACAGCAAAGGCAAGUCCCAGGAGGAAUGUCAGAACUACAUCCGCGUACUGUUGGUGGGUGGCGACAGGUUAUUUACCUGUGGAACUAACGCUUUCACGCCGGUCUGCACCAACCGCACGCUGAGUAACCUGACGGAGAUCCAUGAUCAGAUCAGCGGCAUGGCCCGCUGUCCUUACAGCCCUCGGCACAAUUCCACGGCUCUCCUCACGGCGGGCGGGGAGGUCUAUGCAGCCACGGCCAUGGAUUUCCCUGGACGCGAUCCCGCUAUUUACCGAAGUCUGGGCGUCUUGCCCCCUCUCCGCACCGCGCAGUACAACUCCAAAUGGCUCAACGAACCAAACUUCGUGUCAUCUUAUGACAUCGGGAAUUUCACCUACUUCUUUUUCCGUGAAAAUGCCGUGGAGCAUGACUGUGGGAAGACCGUGUUCUCCCGAGCUGCCCGGCUGUGCAAGAACGACAUCGGGGGCCGGUUCCUGCUGGAGGACACGUGGACCACGUUCAUGAAGGCCCGUCUCAACUGCUCUCGCCCUGGCGAGCUCCCUUUCUACUACAAUGAGCUGCAGGGCACCUUCUUCCUGCCUGAGCUGGAUCUGAUCUAUGGCAUCUUUACCACCAAUGUGAACAGCAUUGCUGCCUCCGCCGUGUGCGUCUUCAACCUCAGCGCCAUCUCACAGGCCUUUAACGGGCCCUUCAAGUACCAGGAGAGCUCUCGGUCCGCCUGGCUCCCGUAUCCCAACCCUAACCCCAACUUCCAGUGCGGCACCAUGGACCAGGGCCUGUAUGUGAACCUGACAGAAAGGAACCUGCAGGACGCUCAGAAGUUCAUCCUGAUGCAUGAGGUGGUGCAACCAGUGACUGCAGUGCCCUCCUUCAUGGAGGACAACAGCCGCUUUUCCCACGUGGCCGUCGACCUGGUGCAGGGCAGGGACGCGCUCAUCCACAUCAUUUAUUUGGCCACAGAUUACGGCACCAUUAAAAAAGUGCGGGCGCCCCUCACUCAGACCUCGGGCAGCUGUUUGCUGGAAGAGAUGGAGCUCUUCCCCGAGAGGCGACCGGAGCCCAUCAGAAGCCUGCAGAUCCUCCACAGCCAGAGCGUCCUGUUCGUGGGUCUGCGGGAGCACGUGGCCAAGAUCCCACUGAAGAGGUGCCAGUUCCACCACACGCGCAGUGCCUGCAUUGGGGCCCAGGACCCUUACUGUGGCUGGGAUUCGGUGAUGAAGAAAUGCACGAGCCUGGAGGAGAGCCUGAGCAUGAUACAGUGGGAGCAGAGUAUCUCCACCUGUCCUAUGAGGAAUCUCACCGUGGAUGGGCAGUUCGGCACGUGGUCAGCGUGGACGCCAUGCACGCACACCGACGGCAGCACCGUGGGAUCCUGCCUCUGCCGGACCCGCUCCUGCGACAGCCCGGCCCCCCAGUGUGGUGGCUGGCAGUGCGAGGGCCCCCGCAUGGAGAUCGCUAACUGUUCCAGGAGUGGAGGCUGGACCCCCUGGACCUUGUGGUCUCCCUGCAGCACCACCUGCGGGAUCGGCUUCCAGGUGCGCCAGAGGUCCUGCAGCAACCCUACUCCGCGACACGGGGGCCGGGUGUGUGUGGGACAAAACCGCGAGGAAAGAUACUGCAAUGAGCAUCUGCUGUGCCCCCCACACAUGUUUUGGACAGGCUGGGGUCCCUGGGAACGGUGCACAGCACAGUGUGGAGGCGGCAUUCAAGCUCGCCGCAGAACCUGUGAGAAUGGUCCUGACUGUGCGGGCUGUAGUGUGGAGUACCAGCCUUGUAAUACCAACCCAUGCCCUGAGCUGAAGAAGACCACACCCUGGACACCCUGGACACCUGUCAACAUCUCUGACAAUGGGGGCCACUACGAGCAGCGAUUUCGGUACACGUGCAAGGCCCGCCUGCCUGAUCCAAACUUGCUGGAAGUGGGAAGGCAGAGAAUUGAGAUGCGGUACUGUUCUAGCGAUGGAACCAGCAGCUGCUCCACUGAUGGCCUUUCUGGUGAUUUCCUGCGUGCUGGGAGAUACUCUGCCCACACUAUCAAUGGGGCCUGGUCAGCCUGGACCUCGUGGUCACAGUGCAGCCGAGACUGUAGCAGGGGCAUUCGCAACCGGAAGCGUGUUUGCAACAAUCCGGAGCCCAAGUUUGGGGGCAUGCCUUGCCUGGGCCCCUCCCUGGAAUACCAGGAAUGCAACAUCUUGCCCUGCCCAGUGGAUGGCGUGUGGUCUUGCUGGUCCUCCUGGUCAAAGUGCUCAGCGACAUGUGGAGGUGGACAUUACAUGAGGACCCGCUCAUGCACAAACCCGGCCCCUGCCUAUGGAGGCGACAUCUGCCUGGGCCUGCACACGGAAGAGGCUCUCUGCAACACGCAGCCCUGCCCUGAGAGCUGGUCGGAGUGGUCAGAAUGGUCCGAGUGUGAUGUGUCUGGAGUCCAGGUCCGCAUCCGCCAGUGCAUUCUUCUGUUCCCCGUGGGCAGCCAGUGUUCCGGAAACACCACGGAGAGCCGGCCCUGUGUUUUUGAUUCCAAUUUCCUCCCAGAAGUAUCUGUGGCAAGAUCCAGCAGCGUAGAAGAGAAAAGGUGUGGAGAGUUCAACUUGUUCCACAUGAUCGCCGUGGGGCUCAGCAGCUCCAUCCUGGGCUGCCUUCUUACGCUGCUUGCCUACACCUACUGCCAGCGGUACCAGCAGCAGUCCCACGAUGCCACCGUCAUCCACCCCGUUGCGCCUGCCCCUCUCAACACCAGCAUAACUAACCACAUCAACAAACUGGACAAGUAUGACUCGGUGGAAGCCAUCAAGGCAUUUAACAAAAACAACUUGAUCUUAGAGGAAAGAAACAAAUACUUCAACCCGCAUCUCACUGGGAAGACCUAUUCUAAUGCCUACUUUACAGAUCUCAAUAAUUAUGAUGAGUACUAA
Messenger RNA from Mesoplodon densirostris (Blainville's beaked whale), 3222 nucleotides. RefSeq names its product semaphorin 5A (gene SEMA5A). Gene Ontology annotation, biological process: axon extension; negative regulation of axon extension involved in axon guidance; semaphorin-plexin signaling pathway. NCBI's taxonomy places the organism in Eukaryota, Metazoa, Chordata, Mammalia, Artiodactyla, Ziphiidae. The transcript is spliced from 21 exons. Bases 1 to 3222 code for a protein of 1073 amino acids. Gene Ontology annotation, molecular function: chemorepellent activity; semaphorin receptor binding. The record is from RefSeq and is a predicted model, not a curated record.